Messenger RNA from Mercurialis annua (annual mercury), 2214 nucleotides. RefSeq lists its product as uncharacterized. The transcript has 4 exons. Bases 1 to 2214 code for a protein of 737 amino acids. Lineage: Eukaryota; Viridiplantae; Streptophyta; Magnoliopsida; Malpighiales; Euphorbiaceae. The record is from RefSeq and is a predicted model, not a curated record.
AUGGCCAUGAAAGAUGAAUUUAUGUUUCUAACAGUGCUUGUCCCUGGGCCUAGUAGUCCGAAAAUGCAUUUGGACAUUUUUCUGCAGCCUUUGAUAGCAGAACUGAACCAUCUGUGGGAAUUUGGAACCCGUACAUACGACAUCCAUAAGCGGCAAAAUUUUCAACUGAAAGCGGCACUUAUGUGGACGAUAAAUGAUUUUCCGGCUUAUUCGAUGUUGUCUGGAUGGAGCACAUCAGGACAAAAGGCUUGUCCACACUGUAUGGAAAAAACAGACGCGUUCACGCUACCAAAGAGUCGGAAACAGUCGUGGUUUGAUUGCCAUAGAAAAUUCUUACCUGAUUCACAUACCUUUCGAAAUAACACUCGAGAUUUCAUAAAGGGCAAAAAAGAAAAAACUAAGUUCCGUGGGGUCAAAACAGGAAGUGUAAUUAUAACAGAGAUUGAUAGACUUGGUUUUAAAAAGGCAUAUGAGCCUGGGGCUGCGGCAGUUAAUGAGCAUAAAUCGAAGAGUCACGGGUGGCAUAAGAAAAGCAUCUUCUGGGACUUGCCAUAUUGGGAAACGAACUUAAUUCGCCAUAAUCUCGAUGUCAUGCAUAUUGAGAAAAAUGUGUUUGACAACAUUUUCAACACAGUUCUCAAUGUCCCGGGAAAAACAAAAGAUCAUGCAAAAUCCAGAGAAGAAUUGAAUGAUUUUUGUGAACGACCAGAUCAAGCAUUGGAUGAGGAAACUGGUAAAUAUCCGAAGGCAUCAUAUGCUUUGGAUACAGAAUCGAAGAAAAUUCUACUCGAAUGGGUUAGGAAUUUGAAGUUUCCUGAUGGUCAAGUCUCAAAUUUAGGAAGGUGUGUCGAUCAAAAAAGUCAAAAAAUGACUGGCAUGAAAACCCAUGACUGCCAUGUUUUCAUGCAGCGACUUUUACCUGUUGCCUUUCGAGAACUUCUUCCAAAAGAGGUGUGGGAGCCUAUCACAGAGUUGAGUAUAUUCUUCAAACAGCUAACUUGUACAUCGCUUAACGAGGCUGAUCUAAUUGAUAUGGAGAAGGAUAUUGCCAAGAUACUAUGCAAGUUGGAACGUUUCUUCCCACCCAGCUUUUUUGACUCAAUGGAACAUCUACCCGUGCACCUUCCGUAUGAAGCAAAGAUUGCAGGUCCUGUCCAGUAUCGAUGGAUGUACCCAUUUGAGAGAUAUUUGGGGAAACUGAAAAAAAUGGUAACUAACAAAGCUAAGGUCGAAGGAAGCAUUGCGAACGGAUACAUGUAUGGAGAGAUAACCAAAUUUGCGUCAUUUUAUUUUAACGACGGCGAUCCGAUGUUACCUGAUCGGAUGGGAAGAAAUGAAACUCGUGAUGAUGACGCAGAUGAUGACUACAUUAAUUAUUUCAAAAGAUUAAGAAACAUUGUGUUUUUUCUUAAAAGUCUGUUCGUAGAUGAGUUGAACGAAAACAAUCCCGGUAUCUCUGAAAGGGAAAUAAUCGUAAAGCUGGAGAGAGAAUUUCCUGAAUGGUUUCAACGAUAUGCGCAAUGUCCAUCAAAUCGGGUAACUAACCCGUACAUUUCGAGUCUGGCCCAGGGCCCGCUUAGACAAGUGAAGAGUUUUCUCGGAUAUAUUGUCAACGGGUUUAAAUUUCGGACUCAGGCGUCUGGGGAGAAUCAAGACACCAUGAAUAGUGGAGUAUGUGUCAAAGGGUCACUUUAUGGUCCAGAGGAAAGUGACUUUUAUGGCAUUUUGACAGACGUAAUUGAGUUGGAGUACCCGGCAAUGCCAAUUAAAAAGACUGUCUUAUUUAAAUGUGAUUGGUUUGAUCCAACAAACGGUGUCGGUAUGACAAUGCACUCUCAAUAUAACAUUGUGGACGUAAAUCAUACAAGGAAGUACAGAAAAUAUGAACCAUUCAUUUUAGCAGGGCAAUCCGGCCAAGUACACUACUGUAGCUACCCAAGCAAAAGACAAAAUAGAAAGAAUUGGUGGUCGGUUUGUAGGAUGAAGGCCAAAUCAGAGAUUGACAUGCCCGAGGCUAUCACUCCGGCGUUGCAAGAAGAUAUUCCACAACCCCCUCUGAAUGUUAUAACAAAUGAGGAACCAACGAUUUUGGUUGACCCAGAAGGGGAAGUAGAAGUGUCGGCAUAUGAAGAAGCAGAUAUCGAGAAUGAAGAAGUGAUAUCGUCGGACGAAGAAGUAUGUUAUGACGACGACGAUGAUGAUGAUAUUGACUAG